CUCUCUGGCCUUGGCCGGUCGUCGCGGCUCCGGUCCACCCCCCUGGUGCCUCAGUGGCCGAUCCCCUCGGCUGUCGCGUGAGGAGGUCUGCGUCUGCCCGACCUGUGCGUCCGCCCCCAACACCGAUCCCGCCUCGCCUGGCCCCACGUGCGCACGGUCGCUCCCGCAUUUCGCUACGCACGCUCGCUGCAUCCGCUGACGCAUCGCCCGUCCCCGUCGCCGAUGCGGCCGACGCCGACCCCGAUCCCUCCAGAUUCGGGAGACGAGAGGAGUUCAUUGUGUACUUUGAGAGAAAUGGGAGGUAGAGAAAGGUGUAUGGUGUUUGUCACCGUAGGGACUACAUGUUUCGAUGCUCUUGUCAAGGCAGUAGAUUCUGAAGAAGUGAAAGAAGCAUUACUGCAGAAGGGAUACACUCAUCUUCUGAUUCAAAUGGGCAAAGGGACAUACAUCCCAUCCAAGGUCUCAGGAAAUUCAACUCUUCAAGUUGAUUAUUUGACCUUUUCACCAAGCAUUGCUGACUACAUAAGAGAAGCAUCCUUAGUCAUCAGUCAUGCAGGUUCCGGAAGCAUAUUUGAGACACUACGACUCAGCAAACCUCUUAUUGUUGUCGUGAAUGAAGAUCUUAUGGAUAAUCACCAGAGCGAGUUAGCGGAGGAACUAGCUGACAGGAAGCACCUUUUGUGUGCCCGUCCACAAACACUGCAAGAGACUAUCGAGGCGAUGGACCUGAAUACUCUCCUACCUUACAUCCCAGGAGAUGCCAAGCAAGUUGCCACACUGAUCAACAAAUUUCUCGGCUUCCCCGUCGACUGAUUGUCUUCAUUCUUGUUCACUCUUUUUGAAAAACAGAGAGAUCAGAAAUGCUAGUAAUGAAGCAUACACACGAACAGCGGUUAUACAGGAAAAUGUCACCACUAAGCCAAGGGCAUUGAACAGCAUAUUGUUUCCAUCCAA
Messenger RNA from Phragmites australis (common reed), 954 nucleotides. RefSeq lists its product as uncharacterized. Gene Ontology annotation, cellular component: UDP-N-acetylglucosamine transferase complex; extrinsic component of endoplasmic reticulum membrane. The record is from RefSeq and is a predicted model, not a curated record. Gene Ontology annotation, biological process: dolichol-linked oligosaccharide biosynthetic process. Gene Ontology annotation, molecular function: hexosyltransferase activity. Bases 223 to 813 code for a protein of 196 amino acids. Lineage: Eukaryota; Viridiplantae; Streptophyta; Magnoliopsida; Poales; Poaceae. The transcript has 4 exons.